Messenger RNA from Desarmillaria tabescens, 1404 nucleotides. RefSeq lists its product as uncharacterized. Gene Ontology annotation, molecular function: RNA binding. The transcript is spliced from 4 exons. Lineage: Eukaryota; Fungi; Basidiomycota; Agaricomycetes; Agaricales; Physalacriaceae. Gene Ontology annotation, cellular component: nucleolus. The record is from RefSeq and is a predicted model, not a curated record. The coding region runs from base 187 to 1305 and encodes 372 amino acids.
AGUAUGUAAUAAUGUAGCAAAAAAUAGCAUCCCUUCCUUCAUCCACCAUCAUGUCUUCAACUUCCUCUGCUAGCAGCACUAGCUCUAGCUCGAGAAACUCCAGUCCAGCACCAUCCUCUCCUACAUUCAAACGGAAACGGGCUGACAGCGUUUCCAGCGAUUCGGACGAAGGCGGGCCACCUCCCGAUGGUCCCGUUCUUUCUCAUGCUGAAAAACGUCGACAGAAGAAGGAAUAAAAAGUCAGAAAAGGAGCAGCCCUCUAUGACUAAAAAACCCAAGCUCGACGCCUCUGGGAAGCGACAGAACUCGAUAUGGGUAGGGAACUUGUCGUACAAGACGACCUCGGAUGCUCUGAGGACGUUCUUUGAAGGUGUUGGAGAGAUCACGCGCAUACAUAUGCCCACAAAGCCGUCGGCGAAACCUGGGGUGAAGGGAGAGAAUCGGGGCUUUGCUUACGUCGAUUUUGCGACAUCCGAAGCGAAAACUGCUGCCAUUGGUCUCUCCGAAAAGCAUUUAAUAGGAAGAAAGCUAUUGAUCAAGGAUGGUGACGAUUUCGCAGGAAGACCAUCAGUUCCAGCUGUAGAAGAUAGCAAAUUGUUAGUGGGCGGUAAAACGCAUUCAAAAUCAGCACAGAAAAUUUUGCGUGCGCAGAAACAACCUCCAGCACCUACACUAUUCCUGGGUAAUUUGGGAUUCGAUACUACCAACGAUUCCAUUCGCCAAUUAUUCGAGGGCCAUCGAAAUCUGAAAGAAAAGGAUAAAGCGGAUAUCGAGGCGCAAGAGGCAAAAGAUCCGUGGAUACGAAAAAUACGUAUGGGUACAUUCGAGGACAGCGGUGCAUGUAAAGGAUUUGCAUUUGUUGACUUCUCGAGUAUCGAAAACGCUACCGCUGCGCUUAUCAACAUUAAGAACCAUCACAUGAACGGCCGAGACCUUGUUGUUGAGUACGCGUCGGCGGACGCUGUACGACGUGGCGCGUCAAAACCGAAAGGUCCUGAUGUUCUACCGAACAAGCGGAAGCGACCCUUCGACAAGACGAAGAAGAAGCAGGAGCCGAACCGAGAGCGCAAGAGCGUUAGGGACGCUGGGAUGGAGGAAGAUGAUAUUAUGAAGGAAAGAGACGAGGGGUCUCACCCGGUGCCGAAACGCAAUAAAGCUGAAAGCAAUGAGAGAAAAAGUGGAGUGGGAGCCAGAGCUGCUAAUUAUCGCAAUCGGCCUAGACCUGGAGCUGCGCUAGCCCAAGCCCAGCGACAAUCUGCUGCCAUCCUCCCGUCCUCAAAUUCCAGCAAAAAGAUAACAUUCUAAAGCUACGUGUUAUACCCGUUGAUCUCAAUCAGAGCACUCUUUGGCACCUAUAUUUCAAAAAAUAUGUGCACCAAGCGUCGACUUCACAUGAAACAAGAA